Diprion similis is the source of this 2264-nucleotide messenger RNA. RefSeq names its product sorting nexin-16 (gene Snx16). NCBI's taxonomy places the organism in Eukaryota, Metazoa, Arthropoda, Insecta, Hymenoptera, Diprionidae. The record is from RefSeq and is a predicted model, not a curated record. The coding region runs from base 293 to 1063 and encodes 256 amino acids. The transcript is spliced from 5 exons. Gene Ontology annotation, biological process: protein targeting to lysosome; endosome to lysosome transport; early endosome to late endosome transport. Gene Ontology annotation, molecular function: phosphatidylinositol binding. Gene Ontology annotation, cellular component: late endosome; extrinsic component of endosome membrane; early endosome.
UCUCUACAAAUGACACACCGCAUACGUCAAAACUUGAAGCUCAAUCCAGAUGUAUGUACGCGAUGUGAUUCAACAAACAUUGUUCGAUAUUUCGUACGAUGUACGAUUCCUGAAAUUCACUUAAUAACUGUCUAGAGUCGUGACGAAAUUCUAGUUUAUAAACUUCCCCAUUUUGUUGCUGGUAACUGGUUACUCAAUCCAAUCGCUCCGUUAAUUAGAACUAAUGACUUGUUGCGAGGUUAGUUUUCGUUCUGAAUAAAACACUCCGCCCUAAUAGCUUACAACUCUGAGAAUGUCCAGUUCAGGUAACAGCGUCGGUUGCGUGAGUGAGGUCACUCUAGCUAUUAGUAAAGAGAGGAGCUCGCAGCCUGAUGCCUUGCGAACGAUCGAUAGUCCAGACUCUGAUGGAUCUGGUCAUUCCAACUCUUUCACUGUACAGAGAUUCAAUUAUCCUAAUCAGACCAGUCCUAACAGGAACACCGAAGCUCGGUAUCAACCCUCGUCUAAUAGCGACUUGAGAAUACCGAUCGUCGGCUACGAAGUAAUGGAGGAACGAGCGAGGUUCACGGUGUACAAAUUGCGCGUUGAACCAAGACUCGGAGAAUGCUGGUUCAUUUUUAGAAGGUAUACAGAUUUUGUUCGACUUCUGACGCAGCUGAGAAGACAGAAAGCAUCGACCUCCCAUUUGUCUUUACCACGAAAGAAAUGGCUGGGGGAUAAUUUCGCACCUAGCUUUCUCGAAGACAGAAUAAGAGGGCUACAAGACUUUGUAAAUGGUAUUUUGAACAACACUAUUCUCAUACAAAUACCAUGUGUGAGAGAAUUUUUUUGUCUGGAUGAACCACCUGCACUUUCAGACACUGUCGAGGAAUCUCGAGCAAUUUUCGAGGCCCUGGAAGACACAAUUUAUCAUCUACGACAGCAACUUAGAGAGAGAGACGCUGCUUUAGCUAUGGAAUCAGUUAGAACUAAUGAACUUCGACAAAAACUACAACAUAUCAUAAGUGUGACACAAACAUGUUCAAAGUGUGGGACCUCACAACCAUUAGCAUCAAUUGAUUGAUGUUAAUUCUAUUACCAAUUACCGUGAUAUUUUAGUAAGUAAGUGUUACGUUACUGUUUUUCGCGUUAUGGAUGAUUAAAAAUAAUAUCUAGUUUUUAUACUAUUAUUAUUAUACGUAUCUGGUAGCCGAAGGUACUUGAAUCUUUACAAGAAUUUUAUAUCGGAGUCCACCUAUACAGGAAGCGUUGUUAUAUAAAUUUACACGUGAAUAAGUAUAUUAUUAUUAUUGAUAGGGGUUUCCAAUACAUGUUGUUUCAAGAAUACAAAUUUAAUCUGUAUUCGUACUCGAAAUUUUUAUUUAGAAGACUGAAGAUAUGCAAUACGAAGGCUUACUUCCUGUACAUUGCACCACCAUAAAUUUGUCAAUGAAAAAAUAACUCAGUCGCAACAGGUUCAUUGAACUUUACAGAUCAUAUCAAAUUCGCGAACCUGUUUUUAAAUAUUUUACAAAUUGAUGAAAUAAAAGUGAAGAUGACGGCAUAAUACGCUCAAUAAUGAAGAAAAUAAAUGCGAAACCCUAUUUUUCUGUAACGUUAUCAUAGAAUUAGAAUUUAUAGAAAAAAUAUAUCAUAUUAUAACAUAUCUGAAGUGAAAAUUCUCGAGGAAACAAUAUCGUUAUAAAUGAAAACUAGCAACUUGAAAUGGAAAGUUAUUGCACGUAAUAUAGCGGUGAUAGGUAGUUCUGAUAGCAGGCUAUGAGGAAGUGUAUCACUUUUCGAGACAAUUGAAUAUUUUUUCUUGUUUUUUAGCUAGCUUAACUCACGACCAUAACUUCCUAUUUAGGAUAGGAAUUAUUUUAUUUAUUCAAAUUUUAUAAAAGUUGACUACAAUGAAUUUUUAUGAAAGAUAAACACAAAAAUCACACUAGUUUUAAUCUACCUUAACCAAUUGUUCUUUAUUGUCGUUUAAAAAAUUCAAUAAAGUAUCAAUUAUUCGUUUAUGGUAAGCAAUGGUCAAAUGAAAAAUGAAUAUGAGUUUUAUUGAAAAAUUUGUGGCAUACAAAUUGCAGUAACAACUUUCAUGGUUUCAAAUAACCAGCACUAGUCAAAAUCAUUAUCUACUCGGCAUAAAUCACACGCUGUGGUAACGCUUGACGUAUGCAGCUUAUUCAAUUUUCCUUAUAAUCCCAAAGAUAGUAGAUAUAUUUUUUCACUUAGUUAUUUUACGAAUAAAGUUGUGUCAUUGGAUACGAAAAAAAUAU